Messenger RNA from Drosophila sechellia, 1631 nucleotides. It is a transcript of the gene t-cup, whose product is annotated as tetleys-cup. The transcript has a single exon. NCBI's taxonomy places the organism in Eukaryota, Metazoa, Arthropoda, Insecta, Diptera, Drosophilidae. Gene Ontology annotation, cellular component: membrane; endomembrane system. The coding region runs from base 837 to 1496 and encodes 219 amino acids. The record is from RefSeq and is a predicted model, not a curated record.
CUCAAACUAAAUACAAAAAUAUUUAGCUUUCAUUUUAUUGAAAAAAUGUUGUUAACACCUUUAAACAACAUAAAAGGUCAGACUUUUCUGUAAUUAAUACAAAGACCUAUGUAAACAAAUACUGAUUAGCACCCUUCCAUUAAGAGUUUAUGAUUUUUUAGGCAUAUUUUGGUAUUCCUCUUUUUUUUUUGAAACAACACACCACCCUGUAUCAGUAAUAUUGUUUUAAACUUUUUUUUUUUUUUUUGUAUGCCGGCGCUUAUCGUUUUUCGUGGCACACACACUUGUGCAUGCCAGUGUUUGCGCCUUUAUUUGUUCAUAUAAUUCAUAUUUAAUCAACUGAUAAUAUAAGAAAACUGUUCAACCUGCUUUUGUGCUGACUGCCCGGCUCGGUGGCUCUGCUCCAAUUUCUGUGCUCCUGAUACACUUGCUGACAUUAUCACCUGCCCUGGCACCGCGAAUGAUAUGGCUGCGAGUAUUCGUUUGUUUGAUAACAGCCAGCCAUUUGAUAUUUUCGAAGGCAGCGGCGUAAAAAACAAAAUAAACUUCAGCUAUCGCUCCGAGGUAUUGACAGAUAAAAUAUAGAAAUAUAUGAGGGCGAAUAAGAGCUAGAUUGGAGUGGGCCUAUUUUUCAAUAACAAUUUUCAAAUUUAUUUUACAAAUGAUGCCAAUUUAUGUGUUUGAAAAGUUUUCUUGCUCACACCAGUAUUUGAAAAUAACAUUUCGAAUGGAUCGUAGUUAGCAUUGAGAAAUAUUUAUAAAUACUAGUUCAGUCAGAUACAAAAUUCGAAUUACAAUUAUUAUAACUUUGGCUAAAACAGAUAUAAAAAUUUAUUAUGGAUGGGGAGUUAAAAGCUUUCGGCUUUACGGUCAACAUUGUGUUGACAGUCCUUGCGUCCGUUUUGGUAUAUUUGUACGCCUAUUGGCAUCAUUGGGUAAAUAAGGAAGAAAAUGAACUGACUGUCUCGAAAUUGCUGACCACCAAACUACCCGAUUUGCCGCCAAUUAAAUUGAACCUGGAUCAAUUGUUGGGAUUCGAUGGGACACGAAGUGAUGGCAGAAUACUGGUGGCGCUCAGGGGAAAGAUCUACGAUGUAUCCAGUGAUUUCGAGGAAUUCGGUUUAACCGGAACCCUAUCUCAUGUAGCUGGCAGGGAUUUUACGAACUAUCUCAAUUCGAUUAUGGACAUGCACAACUCGGAGAUCAACUAUGUGGAUCGUUGGGAAUCCAUACUGGAAACAAAUUAUUCAUGUGUGGGUGAAGUCAUCGAUGAGCAGGGCAAUCCUCUUAUGGGAAAAUUGGAAAAUCAUAAUGCUGAUGUAGUUGAGGAAACUGAGGAAGACAUGAUGGAACCCAUCAACACUAACGAAAAGUCAAUGAAGACACUUAAUGAGGUUUUAAAUGCCGAAACAUUGCCAUCGGAUAACAAAUCGGAGAAAUGUUCAGAAGAACCCAAUUCCGAAAUCCGUAUCCAUGCAGAAAUUUCCGAUUGUUAGAAAUGAAAAUUUAAAUUUUGCUAUAACAAAAUUAAAUGGAUUAAAAUUAAACAGGGACAAUCAAAAUGUAAUCAUGAUAAUCAAGCUAUCGUAGUUUUAAUAAACAUAUAAUUUGCAGUUUUAUAACAGAUUAAA